AUGGAUUGGUUAACGAGAUUCCUAGUAGCCGUGGCGUUCUUAGCCGCCGGAGUGAUAUUUUCGCCGGAGACAUUCGGAUCGCUGUCGAGUGGAGAGAAUUCGGCGAAGCUCUUGAUCUUCCUGAAGCUAGCUCAUCUACUCAGCUUCGCUACAGCUUGGGGUGCUGCUCUCUGGGCUACCUUCAUCGGUGGAAUCAUCAUGUUCAAGAAUUUACCGAGGCAUCAGUUCGGUAAUCUUCAGAGCAAGAUGUUUCCCGCUUACUUCACUCUGGUUGGUUCUUGCUGCGCAAUUUCACUGUCUGCUUUUGGGUAUUUGCAUCCAUGGAAGUCAUCUUCUGCUGUGGAGAAGUAUCAGCUUGGGUUUCUCCUUUCGGCUUUUGCUUUCAAUCUCACCAACCUGUUCGUCUUCACUCCCAUGACCAUCGAUAUGAUGAAGCAAAGGCACAAAGUAGAGAGAGAGAACAACAUUGGAGAUGAGGUUGGGUGGUCCAAGAACAGGGAAAAGGCAAAGACUAUCCCCAAGCUUGCUGCCAUGAACAAGAAGUUUGGUAUGAUUCACGGCUUGUCAUCUCUAGCUAACAUCCUUUCAUUUGGAAGCCUUGCUAUGCAUUCUUGGUAUCUAGCAGGGAAGAUGAAUCUCUAA
This is a messenger RNA of Thlaspi arvense, 642 nucleotides long. NCBI's taxonomy places the organism in Eukaryota, Viridiplantae, Streptophyta, Magnoliopsida, Brassicales, Brassicaceae. The record is from the annotation of a GenBank genome assembly.